Molecule: messenger RNA, 3294 nt
Organism: Haemonchus placei
Lineage: Eukaryota; Metazoa; Nematoda; Chromadorea; Rhabditida; Trichostrongylidae
Source: the annotation of a GenBank genome assembly
AUGUUUGGCAGUGAUCCUGAGCUGGAGAAGGAGAAAAGUGUAACGGAAGUGGGGAAGGAGGUUCAGGGCGAGAAGAGCACCCUGGUUGAGGACUGUGUUGAAGAGUUGGAGAUAGAGAGAGAUGAGCAGGACGAGGAGAAGCGAAGCGAGGAGGAGGAGAGGAUGGAGCACGACCAGCAGAAAAAGACGCAGGAGGCGAAGGUGAGUCUGGGUAGAGAGAAGGAAGCGGACCUGGACAAAAAGGGUAGACAAGCCCAUAAGCAGGCGGAAAUGGCAGCAAUGGGAAGGGCAGCAUACGAGGAGAUCUAUCGCCUGAAAAAAGUCAACGACAGCAACCAUGAGCCCGAUAAAGACGAGGAAACUCCUGAAUUACUGGAACUGCGGCGCUUCGCGUCCACAAUUCGUACCGGUGGUUCUGAUCUUGAACGACGAGUUGAGGAAAUGACACGGAAACUCAUCAACGAACAGAUCGAGCGGAUACGCCUGUCCCGUUCAAAUACUGCCCUGAGACGGCGAAGUGCCAGAGCGGAGCAGUUGAUGCGAAGAGCACGCGACCGAAUGGUUGUGGUGGAAACCCAGGCUGGAAAGCGUUGUGCUCAGCUACAGUACCAGCUAGACACGGCACUGAUUGAUCUGGCAGAAUGCCAAGGUCAGCUAGUCCGUUCAGUGCCCAUCGAAAAAUACGAGAAGUUAGCGCUUCGUUUAAAGAAGGAGUGUGUUUCUGAAGUGUUGGGAAGUGAGUUGGACGAGGUUUGGAAGGAGAACGUCGUCACGAUUGCUGCACCUACUGAUGCGAAGAUGGACGAGUUGGAGGCGAAGAACUCGUAUCUGAAGAAGAUUGUGGAGGUGCUUAGCGAACAGAACGACUUUUGGUCGAAGGAAACAGAAAUUCUUCAAAAUGAAAACGAGGAGUUAAAGCGAUUUGUCGAGGACAUGGAAAAUGAGAGUGACCUGAAGAAUAUAUUGGCCUCAAUUGAGCAGCGCCUACUGGAGACGAUUAGAGAGCAACAAGAAGGAAGACGGGAUCAUGAGCGUGAGUUCAGGAAGGCUCGAGAAGCGGAGGAGAGUUUGGCAAAAGGACGUAGGGAAUGGACCGCUGAGCGGACACGGCUCGUCUAUGCCAUAAAGACACUUCAAACGGCUCUUUCAACUGCUCAGAUGAAUUCAUUGAAUGCCUUAAGUCUGCCUCAAAUUGAAAAGCUCAAAGCGAAGAUUCGCGAAGUUCGUGAGAAUGAGCUUGAGGUCGACGAAACAAAGAGCAAAGUCGAAUCGAUACGAAACGAACUCGAGCAGCAGCUCAUAGUGCAAAAGUCUAUCCGUAAGGCAAGAGAGGGUAUCGCUGAAGAUAACGGUGAUGUUCCCAAGUUGGAGCGUAGGCUACAAGCAGUAUAUAGUAGCCUUGAAUUGCAAACGAUAGCCAGCGAUCGGAUAAAGAAUACGUUGAAUCUGAGAGAUCGACAACUAUCAGAGCUUAGAGACGAAUUGGACGACAUGCGAAAAGAAAACGAACAACUGCUGACGGCCAUAGCAAGUUCCAGCUUUUUUGCGAAGGCUUCAGCAGAACAGAAGAAGGUCGAAGAACAGGCCCAACCCGUGUCGACUCGGGAACCCUCCAGGUCUCCAACAUUCGAAGAGCCAUUCAGCUCUAGGGAUGGAUCAGAAGCUUCUUCGACGGAUUCCGAUGGAGUGGAGGUGAAAACUAUUCUCCAGGACAACUCCAAAGAUUUUGAGAAGCAACUGGUCAAAAUGAAAGAGGCUGCUGAGAUUUGUAUUCAGAACUAUAAAAACCAACUACUUCAAAAGGAAGAAGCUCUGAGAAUCUUCCGUGAACUGGCUGAGAAGAAACUAGCUGCCAGUUCACGUCCUAUCAUUGAAAAGGAAAUCAUCCGUGAAGAAGUUCGAGUCAAAGAUGAGGAAACUGAAGAGCGCCUCAGGCAGUCCUUCGGUGAAGUCGCGAGGUUGAAGGAAGAACUCGAAGAACUUGAAAGGGCAAAUCGAGAACUGUACCGGAAGCAACGCCGAAGUGUCAUCACCACGCUAAACACCGUGGAAUGCCAAACCGACGCACAAACCGAAGAUGCGGUGGCUCCUGCCGAAAAAGAGAUGAGCGUAGAGAGGAAUGAAUCAUCACGGAAUUCACCAGGAACCGAUAUUUUGGAACCGAGCAAGGUGGAGAAAAAGUGGGAAGCGGAGCGAGCCAGGUAUAAGAACGACAUCAAACAGCUUCAAGGGAAACUACAUCGACUGACAGCGAACAAUAAGGUAGGCAAGCUAAAGGAAUACGGAAUUGCUCCUGACAUAUUCGAUCUUGAAAAAAUACGAAAAGAAAAUAAAACGCUACGAAAAACAGUCGAUGAACAGAAGGCAACACUUGAGGAUCUCAAGAAAAGGGCAGGGGAGGGACAAAAAAGUUCUGAGGCUGAAAUUUCAAAAUGGAAUGAGCGAAAAAAACUCGAAGAGAGUCUGAAUUCCGUGAAGAAAAAGCUGUCAUCCGCUCUUGAACGAGAGAAAGAACUUGAAGAUCGCGUUGGCACCAGAGACCGAGUGAUCGCCGAGUUGAGAAGGGACGAAGAGUUGCGGCUGAAAGAGCUUGACCGCUGUCAGCGACGGAUCGCUCAGAUUCAAAACGAAAAGGAGAAAAUGAUGAUUGAGAAUACUGAAAGGGCGGAGUUGAAAUCAAGUUUAAAGGAAAGAGUUGAAGAGUUCGAGAAAAAAGUAGAGGAGGUUUCGGCACUCUCCAUGAGGCUACAUUCCCUUCAAGAGCAGUACUCGAAGUUGGCGAGGGAGUAUGAGAAGACGCAGGCAGAGCUCGAAUAUCGCGAAAGAGCCGCUCAACGAGUACAGCUUCAUUCGAAAGCGGUUCAAGUCAAAGUGACAAAUAAGGCUGUCACUUGGGCAUCUACCCAGAUCCCCGAAGUAAUAGACCGUAGUGACACGAAAACACAAAAAAUAGACAAAGCUGUGGAAGUUCGAGGAACAAUCCGAGAUGAGCAGUCAGCUGAAAUGAAGCUGAUCGUGGCCAUGGAUGACACACUCGUAUUUCAGUUGAGAGAAACCAAGAAGAACAUGGAGAAGAUGGGUCUUCGAUUGUUGGAAAUGGAUGAGAAGUUGGCUGAAUGUGAGCGUGAUCGUGAUCGUCUCCUCGAUGCUAACAAGAGAUUAGUGGAAGAAAUCGGUCAGCACCACGUACCAGGAGCUGUAGCUGCUUUAUGUGAGAAAAUUGAGGCAAAGAACAGAGAAAUUAUCCUUUUGAAGACACAAAUACGAAGCCUUGAAGCAAGUUGUAUUCGGUGA